UUUUCAUAUUAACGACCUUCACCUUUACAAAUGAAAUGGGGAAAUCGAGAUGAGACACUGUCAGUAUGAGAAAUCGAAGUAAUUCGGGUGUCCGUUUGGAUUAUUACCAAAGAUUACUAAACAAAACCAUUCUUAAGUUUCAGAAUCCUGUGACAGGAUUACUACCUUCUAGUGAAGAGAACAGCCAUGCCUGGGUACGGGACAAUGUGUAUGCUAUUCUGUCAGUAUGGGCGUUGGCUCUGGCUUACAGAAAAACAGCUGAUCUGGAUGAAGAUAGGGCCAAAGCAUAUGAACUUGAACAGUCUGUGGUGAAGCUGAUGAGAGGACUGUUACGCUGUAUGAUGGCUCAGGUGGAGAAGCUGGAGAAGUUUAAGUAUUCACAGCAUGUAGAUGAUUCCCUCCACGCCAAGUACUGCAGUAAGACUGGGAAGACAGUUGUCGGUGACCAUGCCUGGGGGCAUUUACAAAUAGAUGCCACCUCUAUUUAUAUACUGUCCCUAGCUCAGAUGACAGCCUCAGGUCUUCAGAUUAUUUUCACCCUUGAUGAAGUGUCUUUUGUACAGAAUCUGAUAUUCUACAUCGAAACAGCCUACAGAACACCAGAUUAUGGUAUCUGGGAGAGGGGGGAUAAAACAAAUCAUGGACUUCCAGAGCUUAACUCCAGCUCCAUUGGAAUGGCAAAGGCAGCUUUGGAAGCAAUAGAUGAACUAGAUCUGUUUGGUGCCAGAGGUGGGCCCUUGUCCAUUGUCCAUGUGUUACCAGAUGAAGCACAGCAGUGUCAGGCUAUACUUCAUUCCAUGCUUCCCAGAGAGUCCAACUCUAAAGAGAUAGAUGCUGCUUUAUUGACUGUGAUCAGCUACCCUGCUUUUGCUGUGGAUGAUGGAGAAAAGGUGGAAGAAACUAGGGAGACCAUUGUGUCUAAACUGGAGGGCAAAUAUGGUUUCUGUCGAUUUCUGCGAGACGGCUAUAAAACAGCUCGAGAGGAUCGUAAUCGUCUUCAUUAUGAGCCGUGGGAGCUGCAGGUGUUUGAGAGGAUAGAGUGUCAGUGGCCCAUGUUCUUUGCUUUGUCUGUUUUGGACGGUUUGUUCAACGGCAGAGAAGAACAGGUGAAGAAAUAUUCAGAGAAAUUGGAUUCAGUGAUGUUGAAGACAGAUGAGGGAAUUUAUGUUAUACCGGAACUGUAUGCUGUUCUUAAAGAUAAGGUGGAGCAAGAAUAUAAAGAACCAAACAGCCAAGAGAGAGAACCACUGGGGAAAAUGCCUCACAAAUGGGGGCAGUCAUUGUAUAUCAUCAGUAAAUUGGUUCAAGAGGGUUUUUUAUCUCCUGGAGAGCUGGAUCCUGUCAAUCGUCGAUUGGUUUCUGAACCCAAACCAGACAUUGUUGUACAAGUGGUAAUAUUGGCUGAAGAUGACUACAUCCAGUCUAAGCUGUUAGAACAUGACAUCAAGGUGCAGACAAUGUCAGAAGUGACCCCAUUACAAGUGUUCCCAGCAAGAGUUCUUACUCAGAUCUACUCCCUACUGGGUAGAAACAAGAAACUAGGUUUGACUGGACGCCCCAAGAAUGAAAUAGGUCUGCUGGCCACCAGCAAGUUGUAUAGUUUUCAUGAUCAAAUCUUCGCAUUUAUUCCACAGUUCAUGGAUGAUCAGCAAUUCUACUUCCAACAAGACGUAAUAUUAUUAUUUGACAUAUUCCGUAACGAGUUAUCAUAUCUCAAAAACAGUUGGAGUGGAUUAGGUCGCCCAACGGUUGCCAUCUCAAUCAGUAGCUCUGUACUCGAUGUUGGUCUUAAUCCACCAGCUGCCCUGAUAGGGACAAUCAAAAAGUUACAAAGUGGAUACAUUGCUGGAACGAGGGUCCACCUGGGAAAUUUAGAUGAAUUUGUGACCACAUCCUGCAUUACGAAACUUAGUUUUCUCAGGGAUCCUUCUCACAGUGAGGAAGUGAAGAACUUGAUUGGUGACAUUUUCAAUAAAGCUCCUGACACAAGGCCACGUCUCUUGUCUUCAACCAGAAUACGGGUCAGAUCUCACUCUAAAUCGUCGGUCCACGGCAUUGUCCGGAGAUCCAGGUCAAUCCAAGUAGAUCCAGACCAGGCACAAGCUUUACAACAGUCCCUGAAGAAAUUAGAGAGAGGAAUUGCUAUCCCAGAUAGAAGAGGAGCCGACCAAUCACAUACUGGUAUGUCUAAAAGUGGAAGUACGCCAGGAAUUCUGGAUGAUUCACUGGCGAGACCCAUGUCUCCCAGUCUCCACCUGAAGGGGAGUCUACACCCCCUACAUUACAGUCACCACGCCCCCUCCUCAUCCCCACAACUCUCCCAUUUCUUCCACGGCCCGGGGAGCUACCCCCCAGGGAAGCAGGAGAGGAUCAACAUUGACGACCUAGUGGAUCAGCUUAAUAACACUGAAGUAUUACAUGAACAGGCAGAUAUCAUCCAUUAUCUGUAUCUUCACAGGGGUCCUAAUUUUGAGAUCAAAAUUGAUGAAAAGCCAUGUUGUAUCAAGGAAUUAUUGGUGGAACUUUAUGAAAAGGCUGGUCAUUGGAAACACUGGGGUCUGGUCAGACAUACAGCUGGUAUGCUUAGGAAGAGGGUGGAGGAGCUAGCUCUGGCAGCGACAGAUCUCUUAGUUCGACAGAAGCAGUUAUCAGUGGGUCUCCCUCCAGACAGAGAACGGGUCAUUAUGCGACCGCUGCCUCCAGAUGACCUGGCCAGUAUUAUUUUUGAUGCUUGUGGGGAGGAUCUCAGUACUGCGUCCCUAACACAGGAGCUGUUGAUUUAUCUUGCCAUGUUUAUCCGUACAGAACCAAAACUGUUCAAUGAAAUGUUGAGGCUAAGGGUGGGUCUCAUCAUUCAAGUUAUGGCAUCAGAGCUUGCUAGAACUCUCAAGUGUACAGGUGAUGAAGCAUCCGAACACUUAUUGAAUCUCAGUCCUUACGAAAUGAAAACCCUACUUCAUCACAUUCUGAGUGGAAAAGAGUUUGUCAUCAAUACAGUGGAGGUUGAACACAGGCAUGAUCCCUUUGAGCACACUAAUGUAGAAGAAGAGUGCAGGUUAUCAGUUACAACGAAGAAUGUCGGAGACGAAGCCACAGAAUUUGCCAAACUAAGUAGAAAACCACAUUUAAAGAUGCAGAAAAGUAUGCCUCACCUUGACCCCCAUUCUCUGGAGAAGGAGGAUGACGUGGAGUCAGACAGACAGGGUCAGUGGCUUCGUCGGCGCCGCCUGGACGGUGCUCUAAACAGAGUUCCUGUUGGAUUCUAUCCAAGGGUUUGGAAAGUUCUCAAAAUGUGCCAUGGACUUGUCAUUGAAGGACAUCAUAUACCACACAGUCUGACCAGAGAGAUGACCCCUGGAGAGUUUAAGUUUGCAUUACACGUGGAGAUGGUGCUAAAUAAGAUCCCCCAGCCUGAGUAUAGACAGCUGAUGGUGGAGGCUCUGAUGAUUCUCACUAUGAUGACAGAGAAUGAGAACAGUAAACUCUACUUCAACCAGCUGAUUCAGGUGGAUAAGAUCGUCCAUGUGGCUAAUGGCAUCUUUAUUAAAGAACAGAAUAUCCCCGAUGAUAUGGUAGAAGUUUCAAAGGGAGCGGCCGGGAUCUGCCUCCAUUUCUACGACACUGCCCCUAGCGGUCGAUACGGGACUAUGUCUUACUUGUGCAGGGCUCUGGCGGCUAUUCUACCACUCCCUACGGAUGUGGAUGCUAACCUGGAUUGUAGUCUUUCAUGAUCUGUUGAAUCGGAUCAGACACUUUGUGUUGUUUAUCAGUCCAAAGAGUUUUUGCGGAUUGCUUGAAGAGUUCUCUUACAGGGUUUUUAUGUACAUUUAGAAAUCCUGUAAUUUACAAAGAAUUGAAUGAAAUCCACUUCCCCUUAGUCUUAACCAGACUGUUGUAUGAUACAUAGUCCUUCAUACAUGUGGGACAUGGUACUUAGCCCCACGUACCCGUGGAACACCAGAUUUUGCCAAAGCUUUUAAAUGCAUACGUGUACAGCUUCAUUGUCUCAUACAU
Messenger RNA from Saccostrea cuccullata (small rock oyster), 4014 nucleotides. RefSeq names its product probable phosphorylase b kinase regulatory subunit alpha. The transcript is spliced from 34 exons. Gene Ontology annotation, molecular function: calmodulin binding. NCBI's taxonomy places the organism in Eukaryota, Metazoa, Mollusca, Bivalvia, Ostreida, Ostreidae. Gene Ontology annotation, biological process: glycogen metabolic process. Bases 66 to 3731 code for a protein of 1221 amino acids. Gene Ontology annotation, cellular component: phosphorylase kinase complex. The record is from RefSeq and is a predicted model, not a curated record.